AUGGCUGCCGCUGGUAAGCUAUUCACUAUUGAGGGCAAGGGCCUCAAGCUCGACACCGCCGCCGAUCUCGAGCCUCACAUCAAGGACCUCCGCGCGAACGAUGUGGAGGAGGUCAGACUGCUGGGCAACACCCUGGGUGUCGAAGCAUGCAAAGCCCUAGCGGAGGUUCUAGCUACGAAGAAGAGCUUGAAGGUUGCCAACCUUGCCGAUAUUUUCACAGGAAGACUUCUGUCCGAAAUUCCCGAGGCUCUCUCGUCGCUCCUCACUUCUAUUCUUAACCACCCGAACCUCCAUACCGUCAACUUGAACGAUAAUGCCUUUGGCCUCAACACGCAAGCGCCCCUCGUUGCCUUUCUCUCCGCCCACGUGCCUUUGCAGCACCUAUACCUGAACAACAAUGGUCUUGGCCCCCAUGCCGGUAUUCUCGUUGCCGAUGCCCUUUCAGAACUCCACGCUAAAAAGGAAGCUGCUCGAAAGGAGGGCAAGCAAGUUCCGGAUUUGGAGACAGUUAUCUGCGGCCGCAACCGUUUGGAGAACGGCAGCAUGACCGCAUGGGCAAAGACUUAUAAACUCCACAACAAGAUCAAGCAAAUUAAGAUGGUCCAGAAUGGCAUCAGACAAGAGGGUAUUUCUCAUCUCAUCAGUGAGGGUCUAGUCCAUGCUACGGAGCUGCAGAUUUUGGACCUGCAGGACAAUACUUUCACCCUCAUUGGUGCCAAAGCCCUGGCCAACAUCGUCACAAAUUGGACCGUUGUCCGCGAGCUUGGCAUUGGCGAUUCGCUCUUGAGCGCUAAGGGAGGUGUACUUUUUGCGAAUGCUUUGGCCAAGGGCAAAAACCAAAAGGUCGAAAUCCUGCGCCUACAGUACAACGAUAUUACUGCCCCAGGUGUCAAGGCGUUUGCUGCCGCCGCCAAAGAGGCUCUACCGGUCUUGAAGCGCAUCGAGCUGAAUGGCAACAAGUUCUCCGAAGACGAUGAGUCCAUCCUCGCAUUGCAGGAACUUCUCGACGAGCGCAAGGAGAAGGUUGCCGGAGAUGUCAUCAACGAGGAUGAAUGGGGCGUGGACAGCUUGAGCGACCUUGAAGAACUCAGCGAGGAGGAGGAGGAGGAAGAGGAAGAGGAAGAGGAAGAGGAGGGUGUCACUGUCGAGGAGCGUGCUGAGAAAUUGGUCAAGGAGGCCGAGGAAGCUCAGGAGGAACCUGUGGUCCAGCUUCAAGACAAGGAUGUCGAUGCCCUUGCCAAGAAGCUGGAGAAGGCAGAGAUUUAG
Pochonia chlamydosporia 170 is the source of this 1266-nucleotide messenger RNA. RefSeq names its product ran GTPase activating protein 1. Bases 1 to 1266 code for a protein of 421 amino acids. Gene Ontology annotation, molecular function: GTPase activator activity; small GTPase binding. Lineage: Eukaryota; Fungi; Ascomycota; Sordariomycetes; Hypocreales; Clavicipitaceae. Gene Ontology annotation, biological process: nucleocytoplasmic transport; activation of GTPase activity. The transcript is spliced from 2 exons. Gene Ontology annotation, cellular component: nucleus; perinuclear region of cytoplasm; cytosol. The record is from RefSeq and is a predicted model, not a curated record.